Molecule: messenger RNA, 21528 nt
Organism: Xyrichtys novacula (pearly razorfish)
Lineage: Eukaryota; Metazoa; Chordata; Actinopteri; Labriformes; Labridae
Source: the annotation of a GenBank genome assembly
GUCCAGUUUUACUGUCGUGACCAGCGCUGCGCGUCAACCCGGAGGUCCUUCCUCUCUCCGGGGGAACUGCUGAUGGAGCCCAGCCGGGGGGGAAAGACCCGUCCGGGCUGGGAGAGGGUCACUCACUCGCUGCUACUCCGUGAAGGGGACAACCACCGGGAGCAGGAGCAUCCUCCGCUGACUGAUGGCACGUUUGGUGAGGGUUUUUUUUGGGGGGGGUGGAGGAGUAGGUGAUGGUGAUGAUGAUGAAGGACCCAAAAAAAAAAAGGAAAGAAAAAUCACCAAAAGGUCCGGUAGGUCCGGGAGUUGCCAACAGCGGCCGUCCUGGUUAGUUUCCACCCCGACGCGCAGUCACCGCUCUGCCGCCUCAAACUGUGUCCGCCUCCCGGUCUCGCACGGAGCAGGUCGCGCGGCGCGGCUGCACUGUGUGUGAUGAGAAAGUGGAGUGAAUCCAAACGGCUGCGCUCGCGCUCCCCUCUCUCUCUCUCUCUCUCUCUCUCUCUCUCUCUCUCUCUCUCGGUCUCUACCAAGCUGUCUCCCCCCUCCCUCCCCUCCUCUAUACACUACACCGGGAGUGGAGGGAGGCGGAGCGACCAUCCACCCCGACAACUCCAACUCUUCGUGGGUUCCCCAUCUUUUCUCCCCCCUUAGAGCAACUUCUCAUAAGUGUCGUUUUAACCACCACAGCUGUAGCUUUUCUCCUUUUUAACCGUGAAAACUGAGACUGUGAGACAUUCAAGUAAAUUCAAUAUAAACUCAGUCUUGGGUGGGAAAUAAAUUUACUGUUUUUUUGUUUUAAACGGUCAAAAUUGUCGUUUUUUUUACACAUAUGCAGCAAAUUGAUGUUUCGAUGCUCCUACCUCUUUUUAUUCUCUCUCUCGCUCUCUUCUUGCUGUAAUGCCGUGUCUACCUCUCUCUACCUCCCCCCUCUCUCUCUCCCAGCUCCGUCCUGCCACAGAGAGGCGGAGAGCGGCCCUCUCUCGCGCUCUGAGCGCCACCUACAGGCGAGAAGCGGCACGUGACGAGCGAGGCUGAGUGAGGCAGAGCGCUCGAUAGCUCAGCCACAGAGAGAGAGAGAGAGCCACAGAGAGAGAGAGAGAGAGAGAGAGAGAGAGAGAGAGAGAGAGAGAGAGAGAGAGAGAGAGAGAGAGAGAGCAGGCGAAACAAGAACAGGUUUGUGCAUCUGUAACAUGGAAUGUGUAGUUGUUGUGUACAGUGAUUGUGUAUGUUUAUUAGUAUUAGUUGUGUAGGGGAGACUGGGGCUUGUUGUUACACUUUUUACACUCUUCUAUAUUUCUUUAAAUCAACCCAUAGUAUAUAAACAAAAUGUGAACCAGAUUAAAGACCAAAGUCUCAGGUUUAUAUUUCAUAUUCAUGUCAUUAUCAUAUCUUGUGUCAGUGCAGUUUUAACCAAUCAACUAGAGAGCGUGAUCAUGUGACAUGUUGUCCCACCAUCAGGUAAGUUGUGUCACUACAUGGGGUAAGAUGUUAGGGUGGAUUUUACAGCGAAUAAAAUAAAGACAAAAUUAUUGUUGUUGAACAUUAAAGUCAGGCACAGAAAAUGUUUAUCAUUGAGUUAAAGAAAAAGUCAUUAAACAAAGGUUAACGUAAAAUAUUAUACAACAUCAGAGCCAGUCCAAGCCUCAAUGGGGCCCUAAGGAGAAUUUGAUUUUGGGGUCCUCUAUUUCUGCCAAUAAUAUUGAUUGUUGAUCAUUCACACACCUACUACAGAAUAAAUUUAAUACGUCUGACAUGUCUUUCCACAUUUAAGGGGGUGGCCUAGGUAAUAACAUAAAUAACACCAUGCAAUGAUACAGAUAAUACCAAUGAAUGACUGAUGAAUGAUGUUUAGGGUGCCACAUAUGGAUUUUAAUCUUGAAAUUUAACACAUUCAGCUCCAAGAGCGGCCUGGGGUUGAUUUUCACAAUAUUCCAAGUGAUAAAAUGUUGGGUUUACUGUAAAAGAAUCACAGGCCUACAUCAGCAGCAGCACUAAAAUGCUUAUACUUUAUUUUAUUUUUACAAUAAUAUAUAUUUGAUCAUAUAGAUGCAUCACUCAUAUGUGAAAAAAUUUUAAAAAAUUGAUUUUUUUUUUUAUGCUCCUGGGGGCCCCCUAUUGGCCGUGGGGCCCUGAGCAGGCGCUUAGUUCACUUAUGCCUCUGUAUAACAUGUUGCCCCAAACUACCGUGUCUGCUAAUUGUAGCUCUAGUUUAAAGUUAUCUUAAAACAGAACAAUGACUGAGGUACAACAGGAUGACUUGAUCUCUCCUGUAACAAGUCCACGUUUCACUGCGAGGAUUUUCAUCUGGAAGAAGUUUAUCUUAAAAUAUAUCAAGUUAAAUUUUUUUACUUUGGGUUUUUUUACUCUCUGUGUACAAUAAGCUUGUGUUGCUUUAAAACACAAAUACAAAUCGAUAAUUACAACCGCCGGAAUCUUCCCCAUGAGUCACAGAUUGGUCUUCCUACAGAUACAAACUGACUCGCUGAAAUUGUUGGGUUCAAAAGGCGAUCGUUGAUCUGAGAUUGACGGGUUUUACAACCAAUCAGAGGUGGAAGCAUUUCGUCUCAUUUGGUCUUCUCCAAAAUGGAGUCUGUUGUGUAAAACAGACGGAUAUUUACUCGACAUAAUGGCUGUUAAUUCAACAGUUCCUAUAUGAGCACAAGGCAGCAUGUGGCAGAGGGAGGCUGUUAUCCAAAGCAGCUUAAUCGACUCGGAUAUUACACACAACACAUAUGGAUUAUGUUUUUGCAUAUGGCUGCCUAAAUUUCAGCGCAGCAGCUUAGUGAAAAUCCUAAUGGAUCAAUCAUAAGGAAUAUUUUAAAAGAAGUUAAUUUAUCCAUUUGCUUUUUCAGAAAUCCCUGCAGGGCUUAAAACUAACUUGUUUCAAUUGAGAAACACAAAGAACUUUAGGGGCACAAUGAAAAUUGAUCAAAUCAGCCGACAUAAGUACUUUUAUUAGAAAUCAAUUUUAGGUCAAUUGGUCACAUGACAUGGAAGCUGUUGAAGGAAAACAGCCUUUUCUGAGAACAUCAACCAGUAAUUUAUUGACGGUCCCUUAUUCAACACCUGACGUUAACAACGAGGAUGCAGAGUGGAUUUAACCGCACUGCUGUUGUUAUUCCAGUUUUUUUUUCCUGGGAUGGUAGGGGAAGGUCCCUCCCUCCUUCGCCUUUGAUUGGCUAGAAGUGCUGGGCUCUGAUUGGUUAUUCCUUACGGCUGUGAAACGUCAUCGUCUGUCUGGUCAGGGUUAGGGUUAGGAGAUUCAGAAUUGCGAUAAUGAUCUGUAAUUUUUUUUUUCUCGAGCUGACAGCCCGCACUCGGCUUGAGCGUGUGAUAACGUUACCAGCUUUUCUAGCCAAUCAGAGGCGAAGAAGGCGGGACCUUCCCCUACCAUCCUACAAAAAAGAAUCUUGCUUCCUGCUUAUGGAGAGACACCAGUAGAUCUGCAGUGAAUGUCCAUCGAAUAUCCAACCUAAAACUAACUUCACCGCUGUAUUUACAUGAAUAAACAUUUGUUUCCUUGGCUGAUUUUGUUUUAUGGGUACAUGUGACCCUAAAUACAUUUUACAAUUCACACACAUCUAUUUUUAGUAGCGAAUGCGAGUGAAACGGUUGCACUGUCAAGCCCUGUCCUGCUGUAAAACUACAUUUCCUUUGUGGACGAGUGAACUUAAUUUUGAUAAUUUAAUAAAUUGAAACCAAAAUAGGUCUCAAACUGUGAGAGGAAAGGUGAAGGUUGGGCUACGACAUCAAAGGAGACCAUGAAUCACAACAGAUAGCUAUUAUUUAAAUGUUUUAAUGUCACUGUUGUUAUUUAUUUUAUUAAUCUUAAUGUUACCAAGUUAGCUUCCCAUUGAAUUCAGAUCUGUUUAGCAAAGUAUGGCAACAACAAGAAGUUUCAAAAUAGAGUUAAAAACUGAAAUUUCAAGUUGGAUAUUUUUCAAAACAGUGCUUUUGUCACUGUAGCACGGACCACAAAAAGGAAAUUAUUGAGAAAUGUUAAUACUCUUGUACAAAACAAUCAAGAUAGCUGGUGUGCUAGAAACUUUAGACGCAUGUGGACAAAGAAACCUCACUGUAGUCAUUAGAGCUGGUGCCCAAAUAGAUAUUUAUCAUGCUAAUUUCUCGUUUUAAAAUUUGCCACUUCAUAGUAAAUCUAUCUCAAAUCACUGUUCGCUCAAGAAGAUAUCCAAUACGCAUGCGCUUUGUCUUCUUCUAUAGUGUUUUAUGUGGUGAGUCGCAUCAAGCUCAUAUCAGAAAUAGAUGUUUUGUUUUGUUUUGGAUCCACUAUUAGCAACAACAAAAUUUGCAGUAACUUCCUGGGGUCCUUAUCUUUUCUUCCAUUUUCUUUUUGAACUUAGACACAUACUUAUAGACAUCACACUUACAUAUAACACUCAUUCUACACUUCACUCAUACAGACGCUCUUAUUCUCUCUUGUUUGUUGAGAAAUAAGCUAAUAUAUAAAUACAAUGAAGAAAGUGAAAAGACAUAAAAGAAAAUCAGAACUUAUUUUAGGGAUAACAAGAAAACGUAAUCCUUUAGAGAGAAGAGCUGAACUCAGUUUCAUUCAUGGUACUCCGUAUCUAAACAAAUACACCUUUAAUUGUUUGUUAAAGAAACUUCUGAUCUUAAAAUCAAUUGAAACAUUCCCAUACAACCUGGAUUCAAGGUGCAGAUAAUAAAAGUUUUCUUCCCCAAAACAGUUGAGACUUUAGGGACAACAAAUGGCUCAAUUUCAGACACAUAAGUUGUAAAUUUCAUGUUUCCAGAUAAAAAGGUAGUUCAGAAGUUUCAAGGUACAUCUCCCAGUGCACUAUGAAACACUGAAGAGGUUACAUGUGUACAUAAAACCAUUUCCGCCUCCUCUUUAAUUUGUAGGACAGAGUCGUAAUCGUAAUAAUGGGGUGAAACUGUCCACCUCUGAUCCUUCCUUACAGGUGAUAACAAAAGGUGGAAUUAAUGGGAGAAGGUGGCGAUGUGUUUCAUCAAAGCAAACAACGUGAAAUGGCGUUGUUUGCACGUUCAUGUCAGAGUGUGUGUAUAUUUAGAGCUCCUACUGUGUGUUGUCAAGCCAUGCCUCUCGCGCUCCUGCGAGGACUUAAUGCUAUGUGUGAUGACACGCUGCGACAUUACAUUACGCCAAUUCGGAGUGCGGUGUGUGACUACAAAGGUGUAAUAAUGGUGCAGAUCUAUUUCAGCACCGCUGCGAAUUUCUAAAGUGUUAGAGAGGCGUUCAAACGCACCAUCAUCGAUGAGAGAUUUACAAGGUAAACUCUGUUCUAUACACAAAAGGUAAAUCAGGGUUUGUUUCUAUUGUUAAACCAGAAUAAAACCUUCAGCUCUUCAGCAUCAAACUGAAUGUGCUUCUUAAAAAAACAAGCUGUCAUCAGUCUUCGGCAAUUUUUCCCCAGACGAGGCUCUUUUGACUGUUCUUGAAGUUGUGAAGAACAUAAGAUAGAUGCCAACAAAACCGUCUUUGUCGACUGUUUUCACAUAUCUGAAAUAUCACUGUUAAAACACAGCAGGGUGACUUUUUCAGGAACCAGAACAGCAGCCUGAUACGCACAAAAGAGUUGGAUUGUUUCUGCUUUUCAUGGACUACAGGUUCAUGUAAAGCAGAAACACAGAAACACUGUUUACAUUGGAUAAUUUUGUUUUAAUUGGUUUUUGAACAUAUUUAUAGUGACUCUCCUUUUCCUCAGAAACCGCCCCAAUAACAAGUUCUCUCUGAGUCAGUUACCUCCAAACCUAAUGGUGGUUUUGUCAAUUUUUCUUGCACAAAUAUAAAACACUUACUGGGAUUUCCAGCGGUCUUUCUUCUUCCAUCAGGAGGGUCAGCAUGUCUUUCUUUCUCCUUACUUCCUCGGUGGAAGACGUUUUCCUGAGGGAGGAUAAAAUACCUUUUGAUUAGAUGCUUAAAUUUUUCUGUUACACUUGAAACACUGAUGGCAAAACUUUCUACUCAUCUGUUGGUCCAUGUUGGGUAAAAAAUGUUCCCCAGAGUUUACAACAACUGUCACUUAAAGCUCCUGUGAGGAAUUUUACAUUUUUGUCAACUUUGGCACCCCCUUGUGGCCAAAGCGGUAUCUGCUUAUCUUGUGUUCUGCGUGUUUAAGUUUAAUCUUCAAGAAGAAUCUCAUCCUGGUGAUUUUUUCCCUGGCAAACGUUUCAUAAAUCAUAAGUAUUUUAUGCAGAAAUGGUCAAAAAACUGGUUGUUUAUUCAGCUGGGUUGACUCCAGGUCUAAAGAAGCACAGUAGUAAAAAUGGUCACUGUUGGUUUUGUUGUCAUAAAAAGGCAUUAAAACGAAUUUUGGUCAAUCAUAAAACAUAAAUAUAGUAAAUAAAAAAAUUAAACCUUUUCUCAUUGGCGUCCAACUUUGCUGUUUUCUUAGUAAUUUAUCCGCGAGGAAAGAAACGUUGGCCGUUUCUGGGCGGAGGAUUAAUUCUAAUUUUCACCAGACAUUUCUCUGCAAUAUUUACCGUAGCUUUCUUACUGCCAUGCUAAUCAAGGUCUCUGCAAAUAGCAGUUUGUACUUCUUGCUAAUUACAGAGACAUCAAGAUCACAGGGAUGGGAGGGAUGAUGAGCAAAGCUGUGGCACAUGUGUCUGGAUUCACACACCCUUUUAUCCACCACCACCGCCGCCGCCACAUUCCUGAUAAAAAUAUGUCACACUGCAGCAGAUGGAGCGGCGGCGCGCUCGGCUGCUUUGGAUAGAAAUAAAUAAAAUAGAUUGAAAUACGAUGACGGACAAAGGUGGUUUUAUUCCCGCUCUAGUGUCCCCCUUGAGAGUGGCGUCGGUGCUUCAUGCAUUCAGUAAAAGGCCUUUGAAAGUCACAAGUAUGUUGAACAUGCCACUAUUAAGAAAACUAUUAUACAUGUUUAUUUACCGGUAUCUGGAUGUAUAGGGCCGUAUUCAUUUAGCUGUCCUUAACAUAAAACAACUUUCUUUAUUCUGAGCUUAAAUUGUUCAGACCCGCUGCAGUUUCUGCAGAAUCAAUGAGCAAAUGACAGACGAGAGUAAAUGAACAGGCUGUUCCCACAUGAAUAUAAAUAUCACAUUAAAUGGACACUAUCUGUGCUAUUGACAAAACACUAAAAACUACAAUUAGAUUAUAUUUUGAAUAAAUUACCCAGCAUUCUUGUUAGCAGUGUUGUUGUGUAAUAAAAAACCUCGCCCCUUUGGCUCCGACAAGAGUUCAGAUAAAGCAGCCAACAGUGUUGUCGAUACCGUUUAGUCUCUGUCUGUUUUCUCCAUUUGUUUUUCCUCACGUCUUCCUGAAGACAUGCCGCGGCAGGUUCAUCUCCAGAGGAGUUUAAACCUCUGCGGUCGACUUUGUUUCCCAGCAUCUCUCUGAGUAAUUAACCCUGUGGACUGUGUGGACCCUGACUGAUCAGCUGUAAUAUCCUUAUCAAUAUUCCCGGGCUGUCCUCUGCGGCUCGGCUCUGCUGCACUCACAUUCAUAAUCGUGUUUGUGAAGUUGGAUCACAGAGUUAAAAGUUCCCUUUGGUCUGAGUUACAAAGUGACUGCAGAGGUUACUCUGGAAAUUAGGAGGUUGGUUUUAAAUCCAGAUUUAGACGUUUGGACUCAAAUGUUCGUCUUUCUGCGUCUUCACAUUAACCUUGUUAGUGCUUUUUGUAUUGCUUUGAAAUUUGGUGUUUAAGAUGCAGUGUCCUAUUCAGCGGUGUAAUAGUUUAACAAAAGCAGAAAGAAGAUUUCCAUCAUUUUAGAGUAUUUGUAUCCAGAAUAUAAAGCUUUAAUCUCUCUAAGUUUCUGUUAUAGACAUACAGACAUCAGUACUUAAACGCCUAAAGUGGCUGAAACAGAACGUACUAGAAUGAGGGUCUGUGUACUUAGCAGCCAAAGGAUUUUCGUUUUCACAAACUAUUUUCCAUUUUUCGUUUUGAUCAUAAAAAUCAGAGAAUGAAAAAAGAAAAACACUCAAUAUUUGAUUUUCUGUGAUGUGGCUGUAUCCCUUUAUUGCCUUUUGUAUCAUAUUUGAUAUAUACUUUUAUAAUUCUUCUAUCAAAUUAAUAUGAUCAACUAAUUACUAAAAAACACCCUAAAACAGUCCGAUAAAUGAUAAAAAUGUCCUCUUGUGGUUUAUCAGUUUCCAAAAACAUUAAAUGUAUCAAACAAGAUAAAUAAUUAUAUUUGUUAAAUCUUAAGGACAUUGAUUUUUUUGGUUUUCAGUCAUAAGUGAAAUAAUAAACAUUUCAGCUAAAAAAAAAAAGUGAAUUUUCUGGCCAUAAUUUGUGGUUUCAGGGAUUAUCAAAUAUCUAAUAAACAUCGCAUUAAAUAUUUACUUUUUUUACCAGCUGUUCGUGACCCAUCCAGAACGAGUGCGCGACCCACUUCUGGGUCAGGACCCCCCACUUGAGAACCACUGAUCUAGGCUACAUUUAGACGUCUAUUCGACCUCUUUUAGACCAAAAAACGCUCAGUGUGAAGAAAUAAACCUACAUUAGAAAAUUACCCAUAAAAGUCGUCUCUUGUCCUCCUUUUGACGUGGUGAUAGAUUCGGUAUUCAGGGACAUUAUGUGGUUAUUGGAGCUGGCAGGGCGGAACAGCACUGUGUGUGUGUUUGCAUGUCUAAGUGUGUGUGUAUGUAGCACACCCACUGUGUGUUUUUAGGCGUGAUGAGGAACAGGAACCAAACUUCAGUGUGACUGCAUAUUGUGUUUUGUAAAAGGUUAUUUUUUUCAAAUAUGCACAUAAAAAUUUUAAUCUUUUAAGAUCUGUAGUACAGCAGAUUUAGCCUCCUAUAACCUCACAUAGACUAGCUGUAAAAGCGCCUCCUUAACUUUAAAUGCCGAACUUUUGCACUCAUUCGAUCUCACUAAAGAGAGAGGUAAUUUAACUUCUGAUAAAAUAAAAGAGCGACAGUUUUGCCAAACAGGAAUCGUGGAAAACAGAGUGGAGUUUGUCAGUCCUCCUCUUUACUUUUGCACAUUUUUAAGGCAAUUAAAAAGAAAAAUCAAACCUUUCCUAUUAUUUUAAUCGUCCCUUUUUUGUUUGCUGUCAUUUGUAAUUUUCAGCAAAGAAAAGCUGCCAUACCUGCUGACAGCUGGACUGAAAGCAAAAUACGAACAGGAAACUCUCUCACUCACUCACACACUCACACAGCCAGGCUGUUUACGAAUGGAGCUAAUUAUCGUGACAAAAACUACAGGAAUCAUUUUAAUCCUCCUCAGAUAAUCAUCAAACAAAAGGAAACGGUUAAAAUUGGUUCUGCUCCGGUGAUUGAGAGAGAAAAAAGAAAAGAAAAGACUGUACAAGAGAGAAGUUGACUGCAAGUCCCAGAGAGCAUUUCACUUAAAAAAAACAUUCAAUCAGAGUUUGAACAGAGUUAAACUGUAUUAAUCAUCCAAGUGGUCCAAAGUUGAGGUGUCAGGGGGGCAGGGACAAAUGGAAAGAAGCUGAUAACAAUAUUAAUUAUUGAACUGAAUUAUUGAAUUAUUAAUGCGAGGGGAAUGAAUGAGGUAAUUCAAUGGCACAAUAUAUGGAAGUAAGGUAAAAUAAGGGCUUCAAAUGAGGAAUCUGACUCACAAAUGACUCAUUUGAAAGGAAGGUUAUUAAAAACUUCCCUCCAGACACGUCGGGAAGGAAAGGACCCAUGUGACCUGAGACACUUUUUAAUUCUCCACCGAAAGGACUGAAAUAGACGGACACUGAACAUUUCAGAGCGUACAAUAAAGCCGAUGUGAGCGUUACACGUUUCAGCGACACCAUGUUCUGUUCAACGUAAUGUACGAAGGAAAUUAACGUCUUUUAUGUUGUAGUUUAAUUUUUUUUCUUUCCCCUGUGGGAUGGACACUGGACAUAUAAUUUGAUUCAGAUUAAUUUAUUCCAGUAGAAAUAUCCCCCACAAACCUCAACAGUAACGAACUCAAGCCCAACGAAAAGAAAGACUUGAAAAUCUACCAGAUUAAUUUAGUAAAGCAGGUGAUUUAAAGGUGGGGUAGGCAGGAUUCUGUUAAAGAAGCAUCUUUUUUUGUCAAUCAUCAAUCAAUAGUUAUUAGUUAUUGAUGACAUUUGGUAAUAUAUCGAUAUCUCUGUGUUCUCUUAUGUCUGUGUCGUCAACAUUUUAAAAUUUCAGAGUGCUCCGCUCUUUCUGACUGUAAACAAAGCCGUUCUCCGCCUCCUCUAACCUGAUUGGUUGUGAGGCAGACGCUGCUCCCCCGUGUCGUUCAGGAGCCCAAACAAAGUUAGCGUGCUACAAUAUCGGACAGUAGAAACCAACCAGAAAGUUCGGAAAAUUGUCUGGACUAUGUCACUUUAUCCUCGUUGUAGAAGUCCUGCAAACAUUGUGUUUGCUGGUAGUCUGUUGGCAUCUACAGUAGCACCAAUGCUUUUGACUUUCACCUUGACUGGGCCCCAUUUGUAAUGAUCUGAAGUAUUUAUCUGCAUUAUAUCUGAAUUUAAUUGGAACGAUACGAGCGAGCAGGAGCGUCUGUUUGUGGGCGGGGCUUGCUGGAGCAGAGAGGGAGGGGAGAGAGAGAGAGAGAGAGAGAGAGAGAGUGUUUCUCUGUGUUGUCUCUUUAACUCUGUGGCUCUAAAACAGUUGAAGUGUGUUUCUGCUCGAUGAGGUUUCUAUGAGGUGAAUAAAUGUUGGUUCAGUUGAUCUUCAGGACGGCUGCAGCUUUAAGAACUUCUGCUUGUUUUAGUUUGAGAGUCUAAAGUUCACAGAGACACUCCUCUUCCUGGAUUGUAGAAAAACUGGAUCCCCCCCCCCCCCCACUCUGCACACUCACUUCCUUGUUUCCUCACUUCCUUGUUCCCUCCCCUUCAGAUCUACAGUCUAAAGGUUGGGUGUAACCUCCGUGUGCUGACUUGAUCCUGCUGACUCACACAUGUUGUUGUGAGGUCAGAGCUCAGACUAGUUUCACUUCUCAGGAAAUUAAACUCAGUCAGUCGUCGUCGACAGCGAGUGUUGAAAUGGCGCAGAAAGGAGUUCAUCUGGACCGUGAGUCUUUCUCUUGUUCCAUCUGUUUGGAUCUUCUGAAGGAUCCGGUGACUCUCACCUGUGGACACAGCUUCUGCAUGAGCUGUAUUCAAUCCUACUGGGAUACUGAGGUUGAGAAGAAGAUCUACAGCUGUCCUCAGUGCAGAGAGACCUUCACACCGAGGCCUGUCCUGAAGAAAAACACCAUGUUAGCAGGUUUAGUGGAGGAACUGAAGAAGAGCGGACUCCAAGCUGCUCCUGAUGGUUCCUCUGAGGCUGGACCUGAAGAUGUGGCCUGUAAUUUCUGCAGUGGGAGAAAACUGAUAGCUGUCAUGUGCUGUCUGGUCUGUUUGGCUUCUUACUGCCUGGUUCACCUCCAGCCUCAUUUUGAAUCUCCUCCAUUGAAGAAACACAAGCUGGUGGAGCCCUCCAAGAAGCUCCAGGAGAACAUCUGCUCUCGUCAUGGUGAGGUAAUGAAGAUGUUCUGCCGCACUGAUCAACAGUCUAUCUGUUAUCUCUGCUCUGUGGAACAACACAAAGGUCACGACAUAGUCUCAGCUGCAGCAGAAAGGACUGAGAGGCAGAAAGAUCUGGAGGAGAGUCGAGAAAACAUCCAGCAGAGAAUCCAGGACAGAGAAGAAGAUGUGAAGCUGCUCCAACAGGAGGUGGAGGCUAUCAACGGCUCUGCUGAUAAAGCUGUGGAGCACAGCCAGGAGAUCUUCAGCCAGCUGAUCUGUCUGAUGGAGAAACGCCGCUCUGAGGUGGAGCAGCAGGUCAGAUCCCAGCAGGAACGUGAAGUGAGUCGAGUCAAAGACCUUCAGGAGAAGCUGGAGCAGGAGAUCACUGAGCUGAAGAGGAAAGACGCUGAUCUGCAGAAGCUCUCACUCACAGAGGACCACAACCAGUUUCUGCACAGCUACCCCUCACUGUCAGAACCGGGUCAACCUGCAGACUCAUCCAGGAUCAACAUCCGUCCUCUGAGAUACUUUGAGGAGGUGACAGCAGCUGUGUCAGAGGUCAGAGAGAAACUCCAGGAUCUUCUGACAGAGACGUGGACAAACGUCUCACAGGCAGUGACUGAAGUGGAUGUUUUACUGUCAGAACCACCAGAACCAGCAGAACCCAAGACCAGAGCUGAUUUCUUAAAAUAUUCACAAAGAAUCACACUGGAUCCAAACACAGUAAACAGAGAUCUGUUAUUAUCUGAUGGAAACAGAAGAGCAACAAGGACAGACCAACUUCAGUCUUAUCCUGAUCAUCCAGACAGAUUCACUGAUUGGGUUCAGGUCCUGAGUAGAGAGAGUCUGACUGGACGUUGUUACUGGGAGGUGGAGCGGAGAGGAUAUGGGGUUGGUGUAGCAGUCGCAUACAAGACUAUCAGGAGAGCAGGGAGAUCAGAGGAUUGUAGAUUUGGAUACAAUGACAAAUCUUGGAGGUUAAACUGUUAUAAAGACGGUUAUCAAUUUGUGCACAACAGUGUCAUCACUGAUGUCUCCGGUCCUCAGUCCUCCAGAGUAGGAGUGUACCUGGAUCACAGAGCAGGUAUUCUGUCCUUCUACAGCAUCUCUGAAACCAUGACUCUCCUCCACAGAGUCCAGACCACAUUCACUGAACCUCUACAUGCUGGACUGGUACCCUGGUCUGAUGGAGCCUCUGCUGAGUUUAUAGAAGUGAAAUAAAGAGAAUUUUGAGUCCAUCAGACCAAAAUCAUGGACUGAGAUCCUUGAACUCUUGAAAUGUUCUGGUUUGUAAAUGUUUGUGGAUCAGUCUCACCAAAAACUCUGGGUUUAGUUCUUCAUUUCAGCUUUUUGAUUCUUUUCUAAAGAUGCUGAUUUGGUCGCAGCUUUAAGGACAGUGAUUGUGGAGAACUUUGAUUGUUUGUAUUUCUCAUGUUGAAAAAUCUUCAUCAAGUUUGAUAUCAACAACAUCAAGAUGAUGGUUUGUUCAAAUCACCUUCAGUUGGUGCAGAUGUUGAAGGUCUGAGACUUUAGACUGAGACUUCCUAAUGAUUUUAAAAGCAACCUGAAAACAUACCUUUUCUUCUUGCUUUUAACUAAAUUUUUUAUAUCAUUGACUUCGUUAAGUGUUUUAGCAUUUAUCUCUUCUAGUUUUAAUCACAGGAUUGUCUUUUAUUGAGCUACUUUGGUGCUCUUAUUUUAGUAUCUUUUACUGUUGUUUUUAUUUCAUUUCAUUUAUUAUUUCUUAAAUUUCAUUCUACGUUACUUUGUCUUUAGAUUUUAACAUAAACCUCCAGUGUUUCCUUAUCUUGAGUUUUAAAAUGAUGUUUCCUCUGUUUCCAAGUCCUUUUUAAGUUCAUGCACUUUACUGUUUCUGAUGCAUUAAGAUCGUGGGACGGGAAUGAGGGGUUGGGCUGAGGUUGAUUUGUGUAUUUUUUUAAUCUUUAAUCUUUUAUUCGUUUUUCUGUGUAAAGCACUUCGUGCUAUAUGUUGUGUAUGAAAAGCGCUAUAUAAAAUAAGACAUUGAUUGAUUGAUUGAUUGAUUGAUUGAUUGAUUGAUUGAUUGAUUGAUUUAGAAAAAAGUGACGUCAAAAUAACAGAAAGAUGAAAAAGGACGACCUUAUUUCCUGUCCCAAAUCCAAGCGUCUAAAGUCUUUCCAGUCGUCCCCAAAAACUCUUCAGAUGAUCUGUUUCUUUCUCUGUUUGCUGAAUAUUUGUGUUCAUGUGAUCGAUGGAUAUUUCUGUCUGCUUCUGUUGGAUCAGUGUGUUUGUAAAGACAUCUAGAAUCAGACUUUGGACAGAUCUACAUGUUGUUAUGAGCUUUUCAAUCACUCUAAUAAUAAUAAUAAUCACAUUUAUUAGUCCGACUGUUUGGAUGUUUCUGACUCAGCUCAGAUUGUGGUCAAGUCUCUGAUUGUGGGUAAAAAAAUCAUAAAAAUCCUUAAACUGAGUCACUGAAAUCACCUCGUCUGUUUGUCUUUAUUGUGUCUGUUUCUGCUGGAUGUCAUGUUACCGGUCCGUCUGGGUCAUGGAUCCAUGUGGUCUUACAUGUCCCAGAUGUGAGUCCUGCAGCUGGAUCAGGUUUUCUGUAGAGGACAAAGACAGGAGGCAGGUUGUGUGUCUUUUUGAUUUGAUGUAACCAGACUAGUCCUGUUGAGAUCAUCAAUCUCUUUUUCAGGGGGGGUCCUGACCAAGAAUGGCAGCAAAAAACAAACACACUCAGACUCACACAGAUCCACAUCAGCAACAAGAACUCAGUGUUCAUAUGAGAGAGUCCAGCUGAUCUCUAGUCUAAGGAAAGAAGUCUGGUCCACAAGAAGAAAACCGACUUAAAGGUGAAGUAGACAGGAAUCUGUUAAAGAAGCAUCUUUUUAUUUUGUGGUUUUUAUACAAAAAUCUUCUAAUAUCAGUCAAUAGUUAUUAGUUAUUGAUGACAUUUGGUAAUAUAACAAUAUCUCUGUGUUCUCUUAUGUCUGUGUCGUCAACAUUUUAAUGUUUUUUGAGCGGUCCGCUCUUUCUGACUGUAAACAAAGCCGUUCUCCACCUCCUCUAACCUGAUUGGUUGUGAGGCUCCUAAAAACUAGAACUUCCGCAGAUCCUGAUGACAACACCUUUUAGGCUAACCUGGUUCAGGGCUCAAGUUUACUUUCGCUUCCGUAACUUAACGUUAGCUUGGACACUAACCUGGACGAACGAGGGCUACUUAAAGCCGACACCUAAAGCUGAUAUGGUCGAUACUUUUCCAACAUUACCAGCGACAAAUUACUCAAUCAGCUCACGAAACAAUAGAAAUAAAAGCCAAGAGAGUUAGAGCUCCCCCUGCUGACUGGCUGCUGUAUCGGUCAUAAACAUUUCCAUAAUGUUAACAGAGGAGAGAAAGCCAAAUUAUAAAACUGCGAUAGAUAGAAAUGAAAGUGGCGGUGUGUGUUGUGUUUACAGGCAAUUAUCAAUGAAUACUAAUUGGCUGGUUUUCCAAUCGAUUCAACCUUUAUACUUAAUGCAUGACACUUAUAUUUUGUCUUAAAAGUGCAAAUUUUCUCCAUCAACAAAAGCCAUAAGAUAAUAAAAAAAUCCUUUGUGCACAGUCGUACUGUUGUGCAAAAAUACAGUCAACCACUGACUACUGACUACCGACCUAAAAAUGCCUGAGAUCGUCCCUCCUUUGUCCUUUUCUACAUCGAUCUUAUGCCGUGAUUUUAACAGUCUGGAGUCUUUUAAACUCAGGGCUCCUUCGUUUCUGUUUUAAUUUGGGGAGCCUCACCAGAAACAGGCCUUACAAAUAAGUCAUGGCUGAAAAACCUGUAGGCAUGCAUCUACUUUGUAAACAUAAUGAAGCUGUGCUUCAUGCAUUUGUAAAAUAAACAAGAAAAUGAAAAAUUAUACAAGGAAGAGGGUGUCCAUAUGAGCUUCAGGCAACCAGGAAGUGAUUUGUGGUCAUUAUGGGUAAACAGGCUAAAACAGAGACGAGACAAUGGAGUUGUCAAAAUAUGAUUGAAUAUUGAAGCUUUUCCAUUCCUGAACACCCAAAAUACACAGAAACAUGCAGAUAUUUUCACAAAGUACUUGAACAAAGAUAUGAGCCUCAGGGAGCCGAAAAAAGGCAAAAUAUGAACAAAACUCACUUUAGUUCAAACUCAGAGAGUCCAACACUGAAGAACUUCAGGAAGAGAAGCAGCAAAAGACACAAACAGACACAGGUGAGACCAAACAGACACAGGGGAGACCAAUCAGAUAUCAAACAAGAGAGAAAACACAGGAAGUGAAAUGAGACACGAGAUACACACAAGAGGACUUCAAAAUAAAACAGGAAACAUCAGGAACACAGAACAGGACACAACAACAAUAGAAGCUCUGAAACAGCAGGUAAAACUUCUGAAUAAAACAGGUCAUCAGGACAAACACAAGGAAAAUACGUUUGUUGUUUAGUUUAAAAUACUGAUUGAUUAAACUUAGAAAGUUAAACAUCAGUAGGAAGUUUCUGUCUGGCAUUUUUGAAAUGGUUUAUUCGGUCACCUCUCGUCAAGGUCAGACUGACUGACGUUAUAAAAACAGAGAGAAAGUAAAAAAAAAAAAAAAGACUUUAAAUUCUCUGAACCAGAACAGAACAAGACAAAAAGACUCGUUUACAGACAGAAACAAGAAGAAGAGUUAAUUAAGGUCAUUUUAACUUACAGCGACAUGAGGACAGUAUUUAUUAUUAUGAUGGUCAAACUGCAGGCACACCUGCUGCACAGAGACCCCCUGCUGUGAGGACAUGUCUGCAGACAGAGAUGGUCUGAACCGCCCAGUACAGACCAUAAAUCCAUGAUAAAAAAGGUAUUUAACCACAAAGUCAAUGCUGUUAUAUAGAAGAGGUAAAAAGUGUCUCGAUUUUCUGCUUUUUAAUGACAAAAAUAAAAUUAAUAGACAUAAAUUUGGAAUACUGAUAAGAAACUAAUGGAACAUUUUUAAUUAAAAUUAGUAUUAAUGAUGAAAACGAACCACGUUCCACGUACGACAUGAAAAGUUUUUGCGUUUCUGUGUGGAGCUCAAGCGUUGUCCAAGUAUGACCCGGUUUAAGAAGUGGUACAAAAACAUGGUUCUCACCAGGCACAGGGAGGAAGAAGGGCUUUAACUAUCGGGUGUUUUUACAAAUUAUUAAUGUACGUAUUUAUUCUAUUCAUGUUGUAUUUUUUGUUAAUAUAAUUUAAUUUUUCUGGAGAAUGACUGAUAUUAUUGAGUAAAGGAGAAGUGGUAGGUUAAAAAAAAAGCAUAAUACUUCUUUUCGGACAUGUUGGGUUCGUAUUAUUAUUAUUAUUAUUAUUAUUUGUUUAUUUUUUAAAAUAAAAUUGUAUUUUAUUUUUACAUUUUUGCUUUGAUUAUUGUUAUUGUUGUUUUAAAUAUUCUCACUGGUUAUGUUUGUUUGUUUUCAGUUUACUUUCAGUGUUGCACACACAUUCGAAAAAAAAUAAAUAAAUAAAUGAAAUGAAUACUGAAAAUUUGAACUUUCUUUUGACGCAUUUAUUUGUUACUCAGGGAUCUUAAAAAGUUUCCUAAACUUGGUCUUUGGCUUGGCGUAUUCACUAAAUCUGGCUUAAAUGUCAAAAACUUUUCUCCGGUGCCGCAUUUCCGCGUCAAUGUGUAUUGGCCUGGCCUGGAUGGAAUCAAACUCCUGACCUGAAUUAUGGGCCCAGUCUGCCCCUGAAUCAGACUGAUGCUGAACAGUGACGUGUCAGUAUUAACCUGUGUUAAAAACUCUCAUCUUAGACUAGAUCACACAGUAAAACUAGAUUUCCCUGAACACUGGCCUCCUCCCAGGACUCGAGUCCAGCAGCGAGAACCUGGAGGUCAGGGGUCAUCCAGGAAGGGUGCAAAUCGCUCGCUGCAGCAGCUCCUUUCCCCGUAGCAGGAAGCUGUUUUACAUUCAGCGAGCUCGCCUCCUCCUGCUUUGAUGAAUAGACUGUAAUCUGUAAUCUACGGCGGCUACCUGCUGCUAACGAGCCAAAUUAAUUAGACAGCGACGGUAAACAUCUAUUGAUAAGAUCAGAUGAAACUUUAUUGAUCCCUGAGGGGGAAAUCGGCGCGUUGGAGCAACAAACAGUAACAGAAACCACAGAAGAAAUGAGCGGGGAGAAAGAUCACACACAAACGGAGGGAUUGUAUAAAUAAAAAUAUCUGAAAUGAAUAUGAAUGAGAGUUUCUGCGGCUUCAGUUCGACAGGAGCGAAAAAAACAACAAAGCUGUGACAAUUAAGGAAGUGUUUUCAGUAUAAGAGAGUGACAAAUUGUCUGCACAAACACACUCAUGCGCCGUUUACAAAUUAGAUUAACCUCCAGAGGUUACGUGUGUGUGUGUGUGUGUGUGUGUGUGUGUGUGUGAGAGAGGGAGAGAGAGAGAGAGAGGGAGAGAGAGGGAGGAACGUAGAGCAUAAAUAAUGAGUCUCUGCUGGAAGUUGAUAAUGUUGAAAGCUCAUGGGAUACCUGUGACGUCGUCUGCUCUGUUUUGUCAGCUCUGCUGCUCCACUGAAGGAAACGCCAGUUUGUCUGCUGGUCAGCUGGUUCGCCGCCUUCAGAAGACUCGAACACCUCGACAACUGCUCGGCCGGCUGACAUGAAAUCUGGUUCAUAAAUUCGCUUUCAGCAGACAAUGAGGCUGUUAGACUUCGUUUUUUUUUUUGGUUUGCAGCGCCCAUUUCUGUUCAAGGUAAAAUUCCCUUAUUUCAGUUAAAGCCAGGAAGGGGUGUGACCUUUGAAAUGAUGGCAGCCAUCUUGCUCAGGGUGGGAAACUCCUACAAUGUCAUCAUGUACAAUCCAAAAAAAGGGGAACUUGGCCAAUAUGAAGUCUUGAAAGUUUGUAUGUGGACUACCUUUUAUACCUGGCCAUGGCACUGUGGACCACCUCCUAACCCUUACAAGGGGCAGGAGACUCUUUUAGUCUAGAGCUCGCUGGAGGCCUGGGAACGUCUAACCCCCAUUUUCCACCGCAUCCUGAAUGUCUACUAAAAGGCCGUAUCCACUGAUCGUAGCUGAUCGUAACCUUUCAACCACUACGUGUUUCAGGAGGAUCGUAUUUCACACCAUGCAAACGGGCGGAGACGAACAAGUGAAAGGUUUUUAGACGUCAUUUCACCCUGAUGACACCAUGGAUGAGGAGAUGCUGAUUCUAGAAGUCUAGAAGUAGAUUUCCUCCUCUGGAAGGACACAAUCUACUGCUUAUAUGGUUAGCCUCUGUGGCUAGAGAUAACUUGUUAACGCGCGACUGAAUCCGUGGGUUCCUGAGUCAGGAUUCCAGAAGGACUGCAUGGGAAACAUUGUUGGGGAGAUAGAUGUCUGGAUUGACCCAAUCCCAUCCAAGUUAAGCAGAAGAGAAUCAAUACAUGGAUCGGCUACAGAGGCCUGUAAACACGGGAACAGCUGAUUUUCUAGCUUUAGUUUUGGCGGCAAGAUUGUUCAAAGAUUUCAAUAAACUGGGAGUAACACCGACUAAAACACAUCAAGAAGACUUUAAACUAGAAGUGAAGAGUAUAAACAUUAAUAUUAAUACUUUACAAUUUUUAUGUUUACAGUCUGUAUUGAAGCCCCCUGCUGGUCACUGUAGAGAAAGCAGCUUUAAGGCGCUUCUGUAUUGGUUUCAUAUCUCAGACUGAGCGGCUAUGAACUUCUUACACAGCUCGUUAAACUAAAUUAAGCUUGAAAUUGUUGAAAACAUUAUAACAGCUAUAAAAGAACAUGGGUAUUUUUCUUCUUGAUUUAGAGUGGGAACAAAAACUGAAAAAAACCCGAGUCAAGGCUGUUCAAACAGGAAAUAAUAGACAACAUGAGUCUUUGUAUGACUAUUUAAUAUAAUAACAAUAUUUUCUCCCAUUUUUGUAUCUGUUUGGAAACAAUACCCUAUAAAGAUGACUUCAUAUGAGUUCCAAAUUAACCAUCUUUUCUCUUGUAAUUCUCUCAGCUUGUUGCGUGUAUCACUGUUCUCCAAAGGAAUAAUCUGCUGCCUUCAGUAUAAACGCACCAAACAACAUUUGUAGAGAGGAAACAGCUGAAAGGGAUCCUAAUGAGUCACAUUAUAAUGAAGCUGUAAACUAUGAGAUGCAGCAAUCAGCCUUAUUCUUCCCCGUGUAGCUUGAACUGAAUGCGAUGUCCUGAGCCGCGACGGGGUGUUGAUUAAACUUAAUACUGUAGAGUGAGAGCUGAAUGCCAAGGUUUCAUUUCCAAUGGGAAUAAAAGCUCCUACAAUAGAGAAUCAAUGAGAUGAGAAAAAAAAACAGUAAUGAGACCGAACAUCCCUCAUAUACAGAUUAAUAAGUGAGACAAAAGUCCCACAUUUCUAUACCGAUAUGAAGUGGUUUGUUUUUACCACAUGUUUGAGAUGUCAGGAUAGUAAUGCAUGAACGUAGCACCAAAGGUUUACCGGCAGUCUUCAGGACUCGAUGUAAGAAAACUCCGUAAAUGUUAACGUUUCAUUCAGGCCGAACGAGAGCAACAACAACAACAAAAAGUUUGGGUGUGUUUAGGCACCAAAAGUCCUGAGGUCUUUUGGGUCGCCAUCAGGUUGUCGGUUUAAUACAACUAUUAUUAUUCCAGUUUCGAGCCGCAGUGAGGAACUUUAGGUUAGUGUUGAAUUUGGUAUCACCUGUGGACAAAAUGAGACCUCCUAUCUCUCGUACUGUCAUUCAAAACUCAGAAAAGGUUCAUACUCUGGGGAUCUCAGGAGCCGAGUUUUGAGAUACUUUGUGUGGAAGCUUCUCUCGGUUGAUUAUCAGCUGUGAAUUGUCUGAGUGUAAGGAAAUACUGGGUGUUACCACCAUAAACCGUAACUACUAUGGACAACUUGGUUCUGUCUUCAACAAGCAUACAGAUCUGAAGCUGAAAAGUUCUCGGUAAUUCUGCGUUUUUUCUCCACUUCCUGAAACCAACAUUGCGCAGUAUCGUUGUACGCACUCUACCACUCGUGCAGUAGAAUUGAACGCAUUCGGCGGGAGAGUCGCCAAGAGUCAAAAUGUUUUUUCGCAGGAUGGUAGGCAAGGUCCCGCCCUCCUUCGCCUCUGAUUGGCAAGAAGUGCUGGGCUCCGAUUGGUUAUUCCUUAUGGCUGCGAAACGUCAUCAUCUCUCGGUUAGUGUUAGGGUUAGGAGAUCCAGAAUUUUAAUGUUCCGUAAUGUUCUGUUCAAUGUACAGAGCCGACAGCCUAAGAUCAGCAUGUGAUGAUGUUUCACAGCCAAUCAGAGCCAAAGGAGGCGGGACCUUCCCCUACCAAUAACAUCCAAGGGUUCAUCCUCUGGGGAACAUCAGAAGUGAUAGUCUACAGUUUGUUGUUUUUUUUAUGAACGAGUGAAAAAUCUGGUGUUCAUUUGUAGCUCAAGAUAAAAGGAAUAGGGGUCAGAAAACUCACAAAUGGUUCAUCCUCUGGGGAAUCAAGAGUAACAGUCCACCAUUUUUCUUUUUUUAAUGAACAAGUGAAAAAUCUGGGUUCCACUGGUCCUCCAGGAGCUCCAGAUAAAAAGUACCAGGGUUAAGAAAAACUCAAAGGGUUCAUCCUCUGGGGAUCUUCCAAAGACUAGAUUUAAACCCAGUUUACAAGUUCCCAGAUACCUCUCCAGGAAGAUCGUACGAUGGCUGUAGAGGUAAAGGUCCAGAAACAGAUUCACUGCAGGUUCAUCCUCCUGGGACCAUGAAUUCUGACUCUAAUUCUAGGUCAUUUGUCUGAAAACCUUUGUCUCAUCCACACAGGAGGCUGAUAUUUCAUUCCCCCCGGAGUAUCCCGAUCCUGUAAGACCUUCAGAAACAAGGAGCGCGGACUCCUCGUGGUGUUCCCGUUGAACCUCGGUGACUUUGAGCGGAUUGAGCGUUUAGCGGAGUCUCAGGGGUCGCUGGGUCCAUCAUCGACAGUGAGGAACGUCUCGCCUUCAGUCCGCCACAUGAAGUGUCCCUCAGUGGAGCCCACAGUAAUGGUUCCUGGGUGACAUUUAGAUAAAGGUGAGAGGGAAGAGGUUCAGUAAACCCACCGUCGACCUUUCACCUCCCAUCCAGGAAGUCAGAUCGCAGCCAGUGUGGCUGACAUUUCCUCUGCAGAGCACUUCAUUCUGCUAAUUAACCCGUUAGCCGGAUGACCUGCAACACAAAAGGAGGAGGAAGAAAGGAUGAGA